Puntigrus tetrazona (Sumatra barb) is the source of this 1554-nucleotide messenger RNA. It is a transcript of the gene nxnl2, whose product is annotated as nucleoredoxin like 2. Gene Ontology annotation, biological process: photoreceptor cell maintenance; sensory perception. The record is from RefSeq and is a predicted model, not a curated record. The transcript is spliced from 2 exons. Lineage: Eukaryota; Metazoa; Chordata; Actinopteri; Cypriniformes; Cyprinidae. Bases 146 to 616 code for a protein of 156 amino acids.
UCACCAAAGUAGGAAGCGAUUUGUAAAUACGCGCGACUCUGUCAAAGGGCUCGCCAGAGUGCGCAGCGAACACAGAGUCGGGGCUUUUGAGACUUUAACAGUGAGCGUUAGGAGCUUUAUCCAGGUUGACAGAAACUCCUGAGCGAUGGUCGAGGUGUUUUCGGGCCGGACUCUGGUGAAUAAAGAAGGGGAUCUGGUGGACCCGGAGGAAGCGCUCAGGAAUAAAGUGGUCGGUCUGUAUUUCUCGGCCGGAUGGUGUCCUCCGUGUCGAGACUUCACCCCGCUGCUGUGCGAUUUCUACACCGAGCUGGUGGAGGAGAGCGAGCCUCCUGCCCAGUUUGAGAUCGUCUUCAUAUCCUCGGAUAAAUCCACAGAAGACAUGGUGGAGUACUAUCACGACAUGCACGGGGACUGGCUGGCUCUGCCCUGGACGGAUCCGUUUAAACACGAACUGAAGAAGAGAUACAGCAUCACAGCCGUGCCGAAGCUGGUCAUCGUGAAGGAGAAUGGUCAGGUGAUCACAGACAAAGGCCGAAAGCAGAUCCGGGACCAGGGCUUGGCGUGUUUCCGGAGCUGGCUGGAGGUGGCCGAGAUCUUCCAAAACUUUAAAGGCUGAGAAUCGCGCCGCGCUUCCAACGAAUUCACAAGAGCUGCUGAAAAAGAGCCAGAACAUUCUUAUGCAACUGUGUGCUUCAAACGCGUCCUUUCAGGUCAACAACCCGCACGACUAGUCAAAAGUUACUGGUUAUUUUUAUUAUUUUUAAAUAACUUUUGACUGGUGGUGUCUUUAACCCAAACCUCAGGUCGUCCAUGAUGCAGAUCGGUUUGUUUCUUCGUCAGAUUUGGAGAAGUGCAGCAUUGCAUCGCUUGCUCAGCAAAGUGAAUGGGUGCCGUCAGAAUGAGAGUCCGAACAGCUGAUAAAAACAUCACAGUGAGUCCAUCAGUUAACGUCCGGAGAAGACGAAAGCUGCCCGUUCGUAAGCAAAUACAUCAUUAAGACGUUUUUUUAAACUUCCAGCUAAAACAGGAGUCCUUAUAUAUAUAUAUAUAUAUAUAUAUAUAUAUAUAUAUAUAUAUAUAUAUAUAUAUAUACUUCCACUUUUUCACUGUUAAAAAAAGUUUCACUGUUAUUAUGGAUUAUUGAGUACGAGUAUGGUAUUUUAGCUAAGUUUUUGUCUUCACAAGACAUUAACUGACGGACCGGAGCGCUGUGGAUCACCGUGAUGUUUUUAUCAGCUCUCAUUCCGACGGCACCCAUUCACUUUGCAGAGCAAGCGAUGCAACGCAACGCUCCUCCAAAUCUGACGAAUGAACUCCUCUCGGGAUGUUAUCACCGGCUCAUUUUAGAUGAACGCUUUUGCUACUUAUUUUUUUGUACCGCUGCUUUUAUAAGAAUCUGCUUAUUUCUAUAACCGUGCUCUCGUUGAUGUACAUGACUCUAUGCAUAUUCUCUCGUGUUACUUGAAGAACGGCAGAUGUUUACUGGUUCUGUUGUUAUGGUACGUCUAAAUGCUUCCUAUUCCUCUGUGUCUCAUUAAAAGCUCACAGAUCGUC